AUAACCAGUGUUGUUUGAACCGCAGGAGGGAGAGUGUGGUGUUUCGCUUUCCGAGACACACGCCCAUGUGACUCGAGGGUGGAAAAUGUUUUGUUAUUUCACAUAUGGAAGUUUGGUCAGGUUUUAUUCUAACGGCUUCAAUUCGGACAGUUUUCUAGUAUUGACAGUAUUUAUCAAAGCUUAAUCGAAUUUUAUUUAUGUAAAGAAGCGAAAUAUAUCUGCUAAUAUAUCCCCUCUCAAGAAGGGAACCAAAAACAUUCAAUCGACACAACUAUUGCAAGAAGGAAGAGAAGUCCCCAGCAGAAGGAGACAAGCUGCGAUGAAGGAUGUUUGAAGCUGCGGCUUCAAACGCCAACAGAAGCUUUGGUCCCAUAGAAGACUUUCCGACGCCCGUGCUCCUCGGGGGGGCCCUCGCCUGCGGGCUGAGAUGCUCCCGCGGCCCAAAGUCUUCAUCGUGUUCGUGGCGUGGGCCGCCGCCUGCGGCCUCAUGCUCGUGCUCUGGCAGGACCCGUCCGCCCUGCCCGCCCACCAGCAGCACCUGUCGGCACCUACGCCCUCGCGCGCCCGCGGUCAUAGGAUCCGCACGCACGUCAGCAACCCGCUCUACCUGCAGGUCCGAGGCAGCGACAGGACGGAGAAGUACCCGACCUAUAGGAGAGAUGGAGGUGCAGGGGCGCGCGCGGGCAAAUACAGAGAAGAGGAGAGAGAUAACGAAGGAGAUCAGGAGGCAGUGGACGAUGUGGAGGAUCAAGAUUUAGCCGAGAGUUACGAUGCCGAAGCGGAAGUCAAGGAAGGGGAUGAGGGCGACGGCUUGCCUCCAGAAACCCCGUUAGAAGACGAGGAGGACGAGGACGAGAACGAAGGAGGGGCGAGACGCGGCGGGGACGAAUACUCUCAUUACGCAGAAGAAGAGGGAGGAGCGAUAGCAGUAGAGGAGGAAGAAACACCCGAAGACGCAGUGGGAGAUGAAAAGGAGGAAAAGGAAGGCGAAGAAAUGGUAGAGGAGGAAGAAGAAGAAGAAGAGAGCGAGGUGGAAGUGAUGCAGAUGGACGAGGUGGACACUGGAGGACGCUUCAACAAUACACCCGAUUCGUCCUUGCUCGUGUACAACAGAAUCCCCAAGUGUGCCUCGUCCACAAUGCAAGCCAUUUUCAGAAGGCUGUCGAGCCACUUGGGUUUCGUGCACAUCUCGUCCCUCGUAUACAACCAGCGGCUGCUGAACCACGGCGAGCAGCUCGAGCUGGUCGAGAACCUGACGGGGGCGUUGCGAGCGGCGCCAACACACACUCUCAGUUACGACCGCCAUCUCUACUACACUAACUUUACGGAGCUAGGUUCGGAGGCACCGGUAUACGUGAAUAUCGUGCGGGACCCGGUGGAGAGGUUCAUCUCGUCCUUCUACUACCGGAGGAGCCAGGAGCGACUGAACCGAAUCCCGGUGCAAGGGCGCACCGCCACGCCCUCGCCCAAGUGGCUCAACAGAACCGUAGAGCAAUGUGUGCUGGCUGGAGAUAAUGAAUGUGCUUUCCGGCCAGGAGAUGAAAAGGAAAUGAUGCUUACUUAUUUCUGUGGUCAUCACGAUUUCUGCAGGAUUGUUGGUCAUAAAGAUGCCCUGCAGGUUGCUAAGCAGGUUGUUUCACAGGAUUACAGUGUUGUGGGUUUAGUGGAACAUAUGGAAAUUUCCCUUUUGCUUAUGGAGGCUCUAGUCCCUCGCUUCAUGGUUGGAGCAUCACAGGUCUACAGUAGCAGAAAACAAAAGGAGCAACUGAUGGUUAACAAAAAUCAGGAAAAGCCUGAAGUACCUGUGGAAAUCCGGGAGAAGUUACUUCAGAGAAUGGCCGACGACUUUGAGUUCUACAACUUUUUAGAGCAGCGGCUUCACCAACAAAAGAAAGCCUUUUUGCCUGACCAGGGAAAUGAGUAAUGACAAUUUCUAGUCACACUGGAUCAAAAUGUUGGGUUAUAUCUGUUGAUUAAUAUAUAUGAAUUAUGCUGCACAGCAAAGAUUUAUAGAGUGUAUUCAUAACAUACAACAUUUUGAUCUAACAGUAUAAUUCUUAGUGAAGUAAUGGUUAUAAACAUCUUUUUUAAUAGUGUACAUCUUAAUUAGUGUUGACCAUGUGAAAAACGAACAUUCUUUUAUAAACAUUUUUAACAGAUUCUGCUGCAAACUUAUUUUAAAUUAGAAAGUAAUAUAGUUUUUAACAAUGAAAGCACAUGGAUAGAAUGUUAACCUGCAUAGCUCAAAUGAGGUACAAAUGUUGCCCUGGGGCAACCUAAUUUGUUCAUAUUGAACACUGCAAUAGGUCUGGCUUCAUAUUAGAAGCUUAUCUGCUUCAGCAGGGUAAAUCUGAGGCUACUGACUGUCAAAAAUUUAGUGAAAUUGGGGUAGGGCUAAGAUAUUUUUUCAUAUCUUUUAGUGGGAACAAAAUAGCAGGUGCAUCUCCACCAACAAAUAAAGCUUUAAUCUUGUUGAUUGCCACUCUGCAAUAGUGCAAAGACACUGCCAUAGAUUUAAGCCAAAUCAUAAAAUCAUCUUUAAUCCAGUCAGUAAUACAUUAUCCUGGCCAUUUUUAAUCCUUUUACAGGUAAAGGUAAUUUUCAACAUACAAUUAGUAUGAUUUAUAGAGGGCAAUACAGAGGUAAUGAAUUAUUAUACAGUUACUGUAUCCCAGUUAUAUAUAAAUGUAGAUCCCCGUCACAAGGUUUACAUGAAAUUUUUCUUAAAAAGAAAUGUUCUUACGAGAUGUUUUGUUUUUUUUAGUUAUACAGCUUGAAAAAAAACCUGAAUGUUAAUUGCUGAAGAAAAGAUUAAGAUGUACAUUUCAAAACUAAUGAAAAAAUUAUCCUUGUAUAAUUUUACCUAAAAAUAUAAUAAAAAUAAUAGUCUGUUAUGCCACGUCUAUCCCUUGAAAGCAUCUUCACACUCUUUACCUUAUGGUAAAGAAAUGUAUUUUUGAGCAUAAAUGAUGUUACUUGACUAAGAAGACUUUAAAAAAAAAAAAAAAAAUCAUAUUAUCUGUUACCCUUCACAGAUCUAAAAUCCAGAUUUUUUCAUUUAACUGAACAAAGAGAAUGUAUAACAAUAAAAAGUAUAAAAGACAUCCCUUUUCACCCCUCCCCCCCCAUCAUGCAUCAUUCCUUGGGUGCAAAUUUUAAGACAAAACAAUCUUGUUCAAUUUGAAAACACAUGACAUGUGGGUUGAUUACAAUAAGCCCAUUGGAUGCAGGUGGCACAAUUACAUGCCUUGACCAUUGUAAUUUUAUUUUGUGAAUUGUGUUUGCAUAGAGAUGGCUCUGUAAGUGCUUAGUAACCAAGGGGUCAAUUACUAGUCCUACAUAUCUCACCUGUUCACACUUUUCCUUGAUUUCCAGAAAGACUCUUUUAUGUUAUUUUACUAUCUUUAUUGUAAUUAGUAUGUUAACCCAAUGCCUCUGGGAGACUUUGGGGUGCGCUGGCCUCCGCUUCGUGGAGUAUGCGUGGCCAACUGGGCUUGCCUCUGGGGCCUAUUUCAGAUGCAGCUGGUGCAUGGCACUAGCUGUGCCGGAUCAACAAAGGUAUAUGAUUACUUUUUGUAUCGCUUGUAUCCAAAACAUUAUUUUAAUGUUUUUGCAUAUUCAGAGAUACAUGAUAUUCAUAUUUGUUGCUAGAUGGAACCUGUAGUAGCCUAAUUAUGUAAAUCAGAGCUCAGUUCAAUAAACUAGGUGUAUUACACACUGUGUAAAUGAUG
Molecule: messenger RNA, 3731 nt
Organism: Penaeus chinensis
Lineage: Eukaryota; Metazoa; Arthropoda; Malacostraca; Decapoda; Penaeidae
Product: uronyl 2-sulfotransferase-like
Exons: 9
Coding region: 428-1924 (498 amino acids)
Cellular component (GO): membrane
Molecular function (GO): sulfotransferase activity
Source: RefSeq, a predicted model, not a curated record